AGUACUUUCAUUGCGACAGCACGUGCAACAUCUGUCGAUUGUUGUGAUUUAAUCGUGAUCUUAUUUAUCUUUUUACAUAGAUUUAAUCAAAGAUUUAUUCUUUAUUCUGGCGUCGACGUAUAGAAAUGUUUCCUCAAAGCUCGCAAAAUAAAUUUUGGAUGUUUAGAGACGAGAAUGAAUUAACGACAUUAAGGGAGAAAACUAAUGCUGAUUUCAUUGAAAAACAUGGUGCCAAUAUGUCUCCAGAAGAAAGAGAGGCACAUUUUCUCUCGGACAAUGAGGAACGUACACUUCUUAGAUUUUAUGAAUUACAAUUACGUGAUUUCUGUCGUCGUUUUACACCUCCAAUGCCUAGAGCUACUGUUGCUACUGCUCUACAUUAUUUCAAAAGAUUUUAUUUAAGGAACAGUGUAAUGGAUUAUCAUCCAAAGGAGAUAUUAGUCACAUGCGUAUAUUUAGCUUGCAAAGUUGAAGAAUUUAAUGUUUCAAUAUCACAAUUUGUUGCAAAUAUUAAAGGUGAUAGAGAAAAGGCAUCAGAUAUUAUUCUUAAUAAUGAAUUAUUACUUAUGCAACAAUUGAAUUAUAAUUUAACGAUACACAAUCCAUUUAGACCUGUUGAAGGAUUAAUGAUCGAUAUUAAGACGCGUUAUACUUCAUUAGAAAAUCCAGAAAAAUUGAGGCCACAUAUAGAUGAAUUUUUAGAAAGAGUUUUUUUAACUGAUAGUGUUUUACUUUAUGCUCCAAGCCAAGUUGCUUUGGCUGCAACUUUACACGCAGCAUCCAGAGCUUCUGCUAAUUUAGAUAAUUAUGUAACGGAUAUAUUAUUUCCAAGUGAACAAUUAGGUGGUAUAAUAGAGGCAGUUAGAAAAAUAAGAUCAAUGGCUAAAUGCGUAGAACCACCGUCACGUGAUAUUGUUAGAGCUAUAGAAAAAAAAUUAGACAAGUGUAGAAAUCAAGAGAAUAAUCCUGACAGUGAGAUAUAUAAACAAAGAAUGCAAGAAAUGUUGGACGAGGAGGAUCUACAAGAUAAUGAAAAAUAUGCUAAGAUCAUACAAGAUCAAGCGGCUCACGAUGAAAAGACAUUAGGUGUUAAUAAAAUGUUAUCAUCGCCAUCCGCAGUUUGAGAAAAAUUUUCUUUUAGAUAUUUUAUCAAGUUUUCUCAUUCAUACAAUAAUUUAUUAUCUCAAUGCAAUUCCGUACAUAUAUGAAAGAAUA
Vespa velutina is the source of this 1215-nucleotide messenger RNA. It is a transcript of the gene CycH, whose product is annotated as cyclin-H. The transcript has 6 exons. Gene Ontology annotation, molecular function: cyclin-dependent protein serine/threonine kinase regulator activity. Gene Ontology annotation, cellular component: nucleus; transcription factor TFIIK complex. The record is from RefSeq and is a predicted model, not a curated record. The coding region runs from base 126 to 1124 and encodes 332 amino acids. NCBI's taxonomy places the organism in Eukaryota, Metazoa, Arthropoda, Insecta, Hymenoptera, Vespidae. Gene Ontology annotation, biological process: regulation of cyclin-dependent protein serine/threonine kinase activity; DNA-templated transcription; regulation of transcription by RNA polymerase II.